AUGCAGCACAGACUUAUUUUUAUUUGUUUAUUUACCAUAAUUGCUUCAUCGGAUGACGAUAACUCAGCUGUAAAGUAUCCUUUAAAGGGACUAUGUCCUAUCAUAACUAGCACAGUUCCGAAGACAACUCUAAGGGGUAAGCACUGGGUUACCCUAACAUGGGCGGGUAGCAAGAAAAAUCAAGCCUGUUCGAAGAAACUCAUUGCCAAUCAUUUGAAAAAUUAUGAAAAAGUUCACAUCCUGGCAACGGACAAUAAAAAAUACGCCCUAAUAUCGGGUUGUAAUGAGACCAUCACUACAAAUACCUAUCUAAAUAACGUAUUCGGCUACACAACUCAAAAGAAACCUACAACGGCUGCUCUGAAAGCAAUGGUUGCAGCUAUGGAUAAAAAUCGAUUUGACAGAAAAUAUUUGGCGACACCGUGCGAUCCAAAUGCACUUUAAUGAUUUAGAUCCAGUUCUUUAUAAGAAAUAUCUUUCGCCUCCACAGUAGACCCAAAAUAUGAAUAUUUAACACAUAUUGAUAACCUAUUUUUAAAUAAGCCAAAUCUUUGUCUUAAAUAAUAAUGUUGAACCAUAGUUUGCAAAAGUCAUUUAAUUCGAACGGAGGACGCUUCAGUAACUAUUUUAGUUAUAGCAACAAAAUUAUUAUUAUUAUUAUAAUAAUAAUUAUAAUUAGAGAAAAAAGAAUAAUAAGGAAUAUAAUAAUUGUUUAUGUUUAUGUUUUUGAUACUAAAGUCCUUAAAAAAA
Messenger RNA from Scaptodrosophila lebanonensis, 750 nucleotides. RefSeq lists its product as uncharacterized. NCBI's taxonomy places the organism in Eukaryota, Metazoa, Arthropoda, Insecta, Diptera, Drosophilidae. The transcript has 3 exons. Bases 1 to 444 code for a protein of 147 amino acids. The record is from RefSeq and is a predicted model, not a curated record.